AUGAGUUUCUCGGACGACGAAGACUUUAACGACAUCUACGGUGACGACUCCAACGCCACCUCCACGACUGCCGCUACCACGGCGGCUGAACCCACUAAACAAGAAGUAGCAGCCUCAGCGGCGAAUGCGCAAAGCGCGGACACCUCCAAGCCCCAGGGUGCUGGGGCGGCGGCCUCAGCUUCGACAGAAGCUGCGCAGCCAGCAGCUGUUGCGCAGCCCGCGCCAGCGCCUGCCGCCUCUUCAUCCCUUGACCAGCUUGCAGCGCUUCAAGCGUUGUCGUCUAACUUGAGCCAGCUCCAGCAGGCGGCUAGCGGUAACAACAAUAGCUCUACAGAAUCGCAGACUAAAGAUCCCUCAAGCACCUCAGACACAGCCGCGGUCCCCGCGACAUCGACUGCAUCAGCACCCCCAGCUAUGCCCGGAAUGCCUGCAAUGCCUUCGAUGCCCGGGAUGCCCAGCAUGACCGGAAUGCCUGGGAUGCCUGGUAUGCCCAACAUGCAACAGUGGCAACAACUUCAACAGUUGCAGCAAAGCAUGCCUCAGUUUCAACAGGGGGGCGCCUCCGGGCCCGGCUCUGCUGCUGAACAGAGAACCAACAAGGCCGACCUUUCGCGUGACAUUUGUAAAAUGUUCAUUGGCGGCUUGAACUGGGAAACCACUGAGGACAACCUAAAGGACUAUUUCUCCAAAUACGGCCAAGUAACUGAUCUCAAAAUUAUGAGGGACAAUGCAACUGGUAGAUCCAGAGGAUUUGGUUUUUUAACUUUCGCAGAAGCUUCUAGCGUAGAUGAAGUUGUAAAGACCCAGCAUAUUCUUGAUGGUAAAGUCAUCGACCCAAAAAGAGCAAUCCCUCGUGAAGAGCAAGACAAAACAGGUAAGAUUUUUGUUGGCGGUAUCGGUCCUGAUGUCAGACCCAAAGAGUUCGAGGAGUUUUUCUCCCAGUGGGGUACUAUCAUCGACGCCCAGCUUAUGUUGGACAAGGACACAGGGAGAUCUAGGGGAUUCGGCUUCAUCACCUAUGACACACCUGAUGCAGUGGACCGUGUGUGUGAGAACAAGUUCAUUGAAUUCAAAGGAAAGAGAAUUGAGAUCAAGAGAGCUGAGCCAAGACACCUUCAAAAGCAGCAGCAACAACAAAAAACACAGGCGCCUUUUGGCUCCGCGCAGUUCAAUAUGUUCCAGAAUCCAAUGAUGGGCAACUUCAACCCUAUGUUCAAUCCUCAAGCCAUGGCCGAGUACUACAACAAAAUGCAAGAGUAUUACGCCCAAAUGCAACAGCAGACCGGUGUCGACUAUUCACAAAUGUACCAGCAGCAAAUGCAGCAAAUGCAGCAAAUGAUGACCGGUAUGAUGCCUGGGAUGCCUGGGAUGCCUCCAGCUGCCUCCCAGUCUGACACGCCAACUCAAGAAGCCUCUGACGUUCCCACCAUUGGAUCAGAAGACAAGGCUGAAGAGCGCAACGACGGCGACAACAACAUCGAAAGAAGGGUGUCUUCCCCCCCAACAAACGCACCCAGGGGCCCAAGGUCAGGAAACCCUCGCGACAACGGUCGCGAAGGCCGUGAUAACCGUGACGGACGCGAUGGCCGUGAUAAUCGUAAUAGUCGCGAUGGCCGUGACGGCCGCGACGGUCGCGACGACCGCGACAACGGCGGUCGUGGGAGUUACCGCUCAGGUUUCCGGAACCGUGACCGCAGCGGCUACCGUGGAGGACGUAGCGGUUAUUCCAGGCGCAACAACAAUGGCUACCAUCCUUACUCUAGAUAA
Messenger RNA from Lachancea thermotolerans CBS 6340, 1767 nucleotides. RefSeq names its product Hrp1p (gene HRP1). Lineage: Eukaryota; Fungi; Ascomycota; Saccharomycetes; Saccharomycetales; Saccharomycetaceae. The record is from RefSeq and is a predicted model, not a curated record. Bases 1 to 1767 code for a protein of 588 amino acids. The transcript has a single exon. Gene Ontology annotation, molecular function: RNA binding.